AUGGUUAGCGUUUUCUUCGCGAACAUACUAGUUUCACCUCCGAAUUCUUCCAGGGCUGCAUGAAUUGCAGCGAGCUCGGCGCGUGUAAUAGUGUUAGUGCAGCCAAAUCCAUUUGGGUUUACGUAGACCACACGGUCUUUAUGCCAAGCACAAGCCCCAGCCACUUGUAGUUCUCUACCGUUUUCAGUUGUUAUCUUGGAUACCGAGCCAUCGGUCCAUACAAUUUCCUCGGGGUUGUGGGCCAGCGGCAGUGUACGUUGGAAUUGUGUCCGAUUCAACCUCGGUGUCGCUGGAGCUUCGUCAGGCGUGACCAUAGUGGCAAUGUUCUGGGGCACGUCAGUGCCGAGUCCAGGCUCCAUCCCAGCUGUGCCUGGGGAGUCCAGUUCUCCGUUCGUCCAGGUGGCGAGUCGGCGGCAGAGCGGGCUGCGCACAACGGCUCGGACGGUUGCCGAGGGGAGGGACGUCUGGUGCUGUGGUGCCGUCUUAUGAUCAGUUUGCCCCGGGUCGCGCCGGUAUCUGUGCAGCAGGGCAGCCACCGCCUCCUCGAAGGCCUUGGUCCGGUUGUUGCUGGUCCGGUUGAAGCUUUCCCAGAGCGUUUGAAGGCGUGCGUAGGAGACGAGUCGACCUCGAUGAAAAGAGGGCCGCACGUGGGGCAUGUGUUGUCUCGAGUGGCCCGGGCGCAGGAUGGCCGCCAGCUCCUGGCCAUCAUUAUCCAGGUCGUAGGUGCUGCGGCGUCGACAUCCAUUGGGUCCUCAGCGGCGGCCGCGGCUGGCUGCCCUUGGUGGAGAAGGCUUUCGUCUCCAUUUGUGAGGCGCAUAGCCGUGCUGAUUGCGGCUUUAUCACCGGAGUUUCUCGAGCUCCCGGGUGCUAAUCAGAUGGCGGCUCGUAUUGCGGUCGACCAAGUGGCUGAAUUCGAGCUGGAGUUCCGCGAGCGGGAGCACGUGUUCGACAGAGAGGGGUGCUGCCGCACGCGCUGCAGCUGCGGCGUCCAAAGCCUCGACAAUUGACCAGGUAGGUGGUGUGCGAGGCUCGUACCCGCCAGGCUAUGCUGCCGUGGCAGGAGGGCACGGGUAACCACGCCCAGUCGGCCUGUGUCGUUUAGAGCAAGGACAAGCGCGCGGUUGGCCACACGCGCGUACUGGGGUAAGAGUGAGCCCAGUCCUAGGCCAUAUUCAUCGAUUGGGAGAAGGGUGGUACGGGUAGGGAAGCUGCGUGGCAGCCCGUAGCACCGUUUUGCGUAACCGGCCAGUGCAGCGUCAAAGUUUGCGAUGUCCUGUUUCGUGUAUGGCAUCGCAGCAAAUGCAUAGGCGAUUGAGGUGUGGACGCAUUGCUGCAGCAUGCGUAGGCGUUGUGCCGGCGUGGCCAGUGACGUGGCUAUGGCCGUGCCCUUUUCUUUCACAGUUUCCGUGACGCGGGAGACUUGCGCCUUCCAGUCUAGUGAGAAGGUCUUCCAGCGUUGUGGUCAGGGCCGCCAAGUCGUCAGCGUACGCGGCGGCGCUGCAAUGGUACCGUGCAUUGUCCUCCGGGCUGAGGCAUCCGUAGCGGUAGCCCCGCCCACCUGCGUGGAGCCACCGCACAAGCGGUUCCAUGAACAAGAUAAACAGUACCGGUGACAGGGUGUCACCUUGCACUGUGCCACGUUCUAUUGGGAUGGCGGAUGUGCAUCCAUGUUCAGUACGAAUGCGGGUGGUGGCGUGCGCGUAUAGGUUGCGAACUGCGCAUAUCAGGUCGUCAGGCAGGCCCAGAUCGAACAUAAUCUGGAGUAGCCUGUCCUGAUCGAUUGUGUUAAACGCAGAGCUGUAGUCAACAUACACUGCGUAUACGUCUUUCCCAUACAGGGCAGCGUCCUCCAGUACAUGCACAAGGUUCAGUAUCUGCCGUUCCGUGUUGCAGUAGGCCCGGAAGCCCUCCUGUGAUUCGCUGAACAGCUGGAGUGGGCCUGCCAGUUCACCGAUGCCCAGGGCCUGGUGGCGAGCGUGUGCUGGAGGGCAGCGGCAGCAGCUUCACGCUGCGCUUUGGCUCGGUCCGCCACCAACUGGCGGUGUUGGGCUUGGCAGUCCUUUAUCUGACCUCGUAUGGCGGCAGCCUCUCCUUCCGUUGUUGUGUCUGGCGCUGCACCGCCGGCUGUCAGGUCUGCCGUGGCCUCGACCAUUAUGUCCUCCAAGUGGGCGGCAGCGGCGGCCAGCUGCUUCUUGGUGAUUGGAAGCGUCACGCGAGACCAGCGUGGGCUGUCUUCAGAUGUUGUUGCUGGUGGCGCUGCGGGCUGCGGUGCUUCCCAUAGGUGCAGCGCGUCAGCAGGCAGUUUUACGUGUACAGGUUUAUGGUCAAAGUUACCCGCGACUGUACUUACGUGCUCGUGUGGGCUGGGGCACGCGGUGAGCGUUGUCGUGCACAUGAGUAUGUCAUCUAUGCGGCUGCGGUGCGUUGUGACACCAUGUUGUGUUUGUUCAUAGGACCAUUCGCCCUCUGUGGUCAUGGUGCCUCGUGCGGGUAAUAAGCCAGUUUGUGCCAGAAAGCGUUGGUGUAGUCGGUCAGCAGAGUCAAGCGGCCCUGUGCGAUCUGCAGCGUUAGCUACAGCAUUGAAGUCUCCCGCCACAACCAGGUGUUGUUCACAGGCGCUGGUGUGUGUCAGGGUGGUCUGGCAGUAAUGGUAGAUGGCCUUGCGGAUUGCCGUGUCUUCGGGCGCGUAUACACCCAGGACUGUAAGGGGCGUGCUGCCCCGUGUGCGGAUCUGAAUGUGCGACACAUAGCCGUGUAGGGUGACUGGAGGAGUGUGGUGGGUAACACUAUUCAGGUUACUGUACCGUGUGGACACGGCAAUGGCGACGCCGGCGCUGCCUCUUUCCGUGGUGUUACGUGGAACAGAGCUGCAGUACAGGCGGUACCCUUCAUUCAUAAAGGCUCGCUUUAGUGGGUCGUGUCGGUGGCCAAGCAGCAAGAUUGCAGAGUGUGAAGCUCAGGUUUCCCGGGGCACCUGCGGCUGUUACUUGUGAGAGUAGGCCCCGUACGUUGUGUGUGACAAGAUGUAGUGUGCGGGCCUGUGUUUGGUCUGGGCUAGGUUGUGCGGUAGUUGUGUCUUGCCGUGCUGUUGGUGCGGUUUGCUGUCGUUUGAAUAGGUCGGUGAGCGUGUUUGUGCGCCCUGUCCAGCGGGCCAGCGCUGUCCCAUUGGUGGCGGUGGCGGCGGCCAGGGUACGUAUGGUUCGUAUUUGGGCGGUUAUGUUUGGGGCGAGGCGUUGGGCAGCAUUUGUUGUGUUGUUUGGGCUUGUAGCAGUGUUCCUUUGUUCAGGUUGAGUGAUGUCUAUUUCAAUGGGGGCAUUUGUGCGGUCUGUUGGUGCUGCUGUGGGCAGUGGCCUUGCUUCUUGUGGAAAGAUGUUGUAGCAAGGGCCGAGUGUAUUGCGCACGGCCUCCAUGUCUACAGUGGAGACGGUGCCGAGGUAGUAAAUAUGGCCUUCCAUAGCACUCCAUCCAUCGUCUUCAAGGAGAGUGUUGUGGAGUGGUGUAUUUUCUGAAUCGACUAUGCGCCAUUGGCCUGCCUCAAGGCGGACUGCAUAGACAUGGGGCCGGCUAUUCAUGAGGACAUUGAAGCCAAGGCGGCGCGCCUCACGUGGUAAUGCGGCGAGUACGGAGUCUUUGGAAUGAGGGGGAUCCCCUGGUGUGUCAAAAUGUGACACGGCGCAGCGCAUGACUAAACGCUUGUUGGGAAAAUCCGAGUUGCUGUGUCUGGCGGUAGCUUGUGUUUGAGAGCCCGGGGGGGUAGUGUAGUGGCUGUGGACGGGUCGGAUUGGCGGAUUGGGCUGUUGUUUGGCGGACAGCUGGCCGGGUCUCCCAGGCCCCCCGUAGGGGUGGUGACCUUGUGGGACCCGGAAGUGGGGUGUGUGCCAUGGUGGAGUGGGGUGCACUUGUGAGCCACAGGGCAGCCUGCCCCAUGGAGGCCGAGCCAGUGACCAUAGUCGGAACCCAUGCUUGCAGGGCGGUGACCGGCUGGUGGUCUGUGCAGAGAGAUGGGAGGUGUGUGUACAUUGCACACAAGGUGAUUAGCAUGGCUACUGUGCCUAUGACGGCAUUUCUGUAUGGCCAUAUGGCUGGUGCAUGCCGGCGGGCCAGGUGUGCGCUGUACAGGAGCAUUGCCAGGGCCAGAAUAGUGCCGUCAGUUGCAAUUGUUAGUGCGGCGAUCCCGAGUGGGAUGGCGGCUGCACUGUAGAAAAGCAUAAGGAAGCAGAAUGGAGUCAUAGCGAGGCUGAUGCAGAGCGGUCCAAUAAGUAGAGUGGUCAGCGCAGCCCCAUUGGCAUACAGCUCUGUUGCCGCUGUCGUCGUGUGUGUUUUCCUGCCAGCAGCACGUAGGUGUUUCAAGAGCAGGAAGGCAAGCAUGACAGUAGCUAGUGCCGUUGUGCCAAUUAUGAGAGCAUUCAGUGUAAGUCGUGUGCACGUCGCUGCCCAUACUAGGAAUUGCUUUAGGGGGGUGGAGAGUCGGCUGCAUGUGCCUAGGAAUAGCUUCAGCGUCACUGGUGGUGCCGGCUAGUCGUGUCACACUGUGAAGGCCCUCGUGGGCCACUUGCAGUGUACUCUCGACGUGGCGGGCAAUGGCGAGCCGUUGGAGUCUAGGCAGCCUCUGACUGCCGAUGGCAGUUAAAGCUAUACGACUGUAUUGUUUUCCAAGGGUAUGUGUGCUUGUUUUUAAGUCCUGUCGGUGCAGAGUGGAGGUGUUUUCUGGAUCUUUGUUGUGGGUCCCCCUUUCCUCAGUGGUAUUAUUAGCACGUUGUGUUAAGUAUUGAGAGCAUGAAUGGCUAAUUUGGGGUUGAAACUUCUUGUCCAACUUGGGCGAGGGAACUUGGGAAAUUUUCUUGUGUUGGAGCCCUUGUUUCUCAAGUUCACUGCUGCGUUCUUGGUGUAUUUGAUCAUCCGGAGUCGUCUGUGAGGCUGUGCCCGGGCAGGCUCCCAGGUCGAGUCCAUUGUUUGCCCCGGAAUGCCGCUCCCUGCCCUGCUUGGCGAGAAUGUCGCAAUUGCCUAGUAAUAUCAGCACCAGCAUCAGCCAGCCCCUGAUUCCUUUGGUCCAGCGUCCCGCCUUCGCUGGCAUGUGUCGCGAUCCCUGCUUCUUGCCCUCCACGAUAGCACCGUUUGUGAUAGUCUGAGUGUCAGCCGCCGAGCAAGGUGCCGUUCUGGUGGGUACACAAUUGCCGUCACGGUGCAGCCACGAGGGACUGACGGAUCGGCAAAAGGCUUUGCACACAGUGGUCCCCUUGCUCGUUUGGGCUUUAAAUAGAACGUCCAUAUUCUGCUGCGGCAUGCACAGCUCCUAUGUUCGCCUAUUUCACUUGUUCAGAAAUUCAAACCGAGCUCGUUGGUGUAUGUUGGGCGUAGUGUAGCAGUAUGUAUCUAAAUGUCUUUUA
Chlamydomonas reinhardtii is the source of this 5387-nucleotide messenger RNA. RefSeq lists its product as uncharacterized. The transcript has 15 exons. The record is from RefSeq and is a predicted model, not a curated record. Bases 486 to 1007 code for a protein of 173 amino acids. NCBI's taxonomy places the organism in Eukaryota, Viridiplantae, Chlorophyta, Chlorophyceae, Chlamydomonadales, Chlamydomonadaceae.